AUGCAGACUCAAAUAUGUGCAUCAAUGGAUCGAUUUGAUGAAACCAUCCAGUCGCAUGCCGCAGAAGAUCGACAACAUGUCAAGGAAUGUCGAUUCUCUCCCUAUGUUAAUAAUGGAGGAACUGUCGUAGCAGUUGCUGGUAGUGACUAUGCCGUCUGUGUUGCGGACACCCGACUCUCAAUGGGAUUUCAAAUCCAUUCUAGACGUUUUCCCCAAAUAUACGAAACUCGCUUCUUCCCUUACUAUGCGUUCAACGCCUUGGUGGGUGUCGAUAGCCAAGGACAAGGAGCCAUUUAUGACUAUGAUGCUAUUGGAUCGUAUCAGCAAAGUUCAUACACAGCGCGUGGAACUGGAUCAAGCCUUGCUUUGUCAGUCUUGGAUAAUCAGAUCCAUCGCAGCAAUCAAACAAAUCCUCCCCCUCAAUUGAAUAAAUUACAAACAAUUGAUCUCGUGAAAGAUAUCGUAACAUCGGUUUGUGAGAGGGAUAUCUAUACAGGGGACGAAGUAGAUGUUAUCGUUAUCGAUGCUGCUGGAAUCAAUGUUUCUAAGAUGCCAUUGCGCAAUGAUUAA
Messenger RNA from Condylostylus longicornis, 570 nucleotides. RefSeq lists its product as uncharacterized. Gene Ontology annotation, cellular component: proteasome core complex. The coding region runs from base 1 to 570 and encodes 189 amino acids. The record is from RefSeq and is a predicted model, not a curated record. NCBI's taxonomy places the organism in Eukaryota, Metazoa, Arthropoda, Insecta, Diptera, Dolichopodidae. The transcript is spliced from 5 exons.